This is a messenger RNA of Protopterus annectens (West African lungfish), 4798 nucleotides long. It is a transcript of the gene TGFB2, whose product is annotated as transforming growth factor beta 2. The transcript has 7 exons. The record is from RefSeq and is a predicted model, not a curated record. Gene Ontology annotation, biological process: BMP signaling pathway; transforming growth factor beta receptor signaling pathway; regulation of cell population proliferation. Bases 1222 to 2442 code for a protein of 406 amino acids. Gene Ontology annotation, cellular component: extracellular region. Lineage: Eukaryota; Metazoa; Chordata; Ceratodontiformes; Protopteridae. Gene Ontology annotation, molecular function: growth factor activity; cytokine activity; type III transforming growth factor beta receptor binding.
AACACGUGGUUGCGGGAGACCUUAUAAAUCUCUCUCCCCUGCCUAGCACAGGCGUGAUGUUAUCUGCUGGCAAGGGUUCUAUACCAGAGCCUGGGGGGUUAGGACUAAGAGGGGAGAGACAGAGAGAUAGAACGUGAGAAAGACAAGAGAGGGAGAGGAACAGAAGGAAGAAAGAGAGGGCAACCAGUGGACAGACAGAGGGAUAUAGGUUUGCUGCUACUACACUGAAAGGUGGAAAGAUUCUGGUAAAACUAUGUGUUCGCCUGAAACAAGUGUAUUUUGACUGUACGAGUUUACAUUAAGUGAAGCUGAAAAAAAAACAUCCCGUCGUACAAGCACUCUAGAUAUCUAUCCGAGGGGAAACACCGGAGUGCUCCUGCUGGCACGUGAACAAGAAAACCUCUGUUAUCACUUGGAUUCCUUGACUUGUGCAGAGAAGGAGUGAGUGAGGGUGCCUGGAAACAGCCAGUGAGAACUUCUAGCCAGCGAGCAAAGAAAGGAGUGAAGGCACAGCACUGUGAGCAAUGCAUACUUAGUAGUGGUGAAGGAGGGACCGCUGGCUGCACAGGCUGCUGGACUGUCAAACGCUCGAGAAAGCCCCGGUGUGCGCGCGGGCCGCUGAUGCCCGGACAGCAGGGACUUGCACGUCCUCGCGCUCCCACGGAGGAGCUUCUGCAGCUGCCGCUACUACCUCACCAACUUGUCCUCGAGACCCGCUGUGCAAUGCCAGCCCUGCAGGGCGCCGCUUUUGGUUUCGGUCCCCCUGCGCUUACUCGGGAUCAUUGACAUCAGGGGUUCGCCUCCAGUAAAAAUAACUUAAAGUCACUGUCCUCAGCAGAGCUAUAAAAUCAUUCUCUGUAGAACCCCCUGAGGUAUUUCUAGGUAUUUGCAUUGCAAGCAGUGACGCGUAUAAAAGUAAGCAAAAAAAAAAAUAACAGAAACGUUUUGGAUGCACAAUUAGAGUUGUAUGUAUCAAUAUUACACCAAAAUGUAUUUUUGGCAGAAGUACUAUGUUUGUUGAGGUGGCAUGCUUUUCCUUUCUAUUUCUAGAAAACUAGACUUAAAGUUUAUGCCUUCUUUAAUUCUGUUUACAUCCUUGAACCCCUUUGGAUUGUUUGUAUAGUUCUCCUCGGUUAUUUAAUUAGUGUCCUUUCUGCACCUCUUGUGCAGCCACUGCUGCAGCGGCUGACUGCUGUAGCCCUUGAUUCCACAGACCCCGCCAUGCAGCUGCCUUGCUACAUCGUGUUGCGCCUCCUGCUGACGCUGCACCUGGCCUCAGCUGGGGUACUCAGCCUGUCGACCUGCAGUGCCCUGGGUAUGGACCAGUUCAUGAAAAAGCGCAUCGAGGCCAUAAGAGGCCAAAUCUUGAGCAAAUUGAAGUUAUCGAGUCCACCGGAGCAGUUCCUUGAGCCGGAGGAAGUGCCAGCGGACGUCAUCGCCAUCUACAACAGCACCCGGGACCUGUUGCAGGAAAAAGCCAACGAGAGGGCCGCCACUUGUGAACGAGAGCGAAGUGAUGAGGAGUACUAUGCCAAGGAGGUCUACAAAAUCGAUAUGAAGAGCCAGCAAAAUCCUAACGACAAUGUCAUCACUACUACAACCUGCAGCAUCUACUACAGGAAUUUUCCAUUUGAUGUCUCUUCCAUGGAGAGGAAUGCUUCUAAUUUAGUGAAAGCAGAGUUUAGAGUUUUUCGCAUCCAGAAUCCAAAGGCACGAGUUUCUGAACAGAGAAUAGAACUAUAUCAGAUUCUUAAGUCCAAGGAGAGGAAUUCACCAUCUCUACGUUACAUUGACAGUAAAGUAGUGAAAACAAGAGCAGAAAGGGAAUGGCUUUCAUUUGAUGUCACAGAUGCCGUGAGUGAAUGGCUUCAUCACCGAGAUCGAAACCUAGGAUUCAGGAUAAGUCUACAUUGUCCAUGUUGCACUUUCAUGCCAUCAAAUAACAAUAUCAUACCAAACAAGAGUGAAGAAUUGGAGGCAAGAUUUUAUGGAGUUGAUACAAAACAUAAGAGAGAAUAUAAUAACCUGUUGCCCCAUCUUUUGCUGAUGCUUUUGCCAUCUUAUCGACUUGAGUCACAGCAGCACAGUCAGCGAAAAAAGCGUGCCUUAGACGCAGCAUACUGCUUCAGGAAUAUACAGGACAACUGCUGCCUACGUCAACUAUACAUUGACUUUAAAAGGGACCUUGGGUGGAGGUGGAUUCAUGAGCCCAAGGGAUACCAUGCAAAUUUCUGUGCUGGAGCAUGCCCAUAUUUAUGGAGUUCAAAUACUCAACAUAGUAAGGUGCUCAGUUUGUACAACAGCAUAAAUCCAGAAGCAUCUGCCUCUCCAUGCUGUGUGUCUCAAGAUUUAGAACCUCUUACUAUUCUCUACUACAUUGGUAAAAAUCCCAAAAUCGAGCAUCUUUCAAACAUGAUUGUAAAAUCGUGCAAAUGCAGCUAGAAGAAUCACAAGGUGUCUAAUGGCCAACUCAAGAACCACCCAAACACCCCAAACACUCUGGGUUGUCAGUGUUAAAAGUCCAGUAAUGUGGUUAAUAGUUUGAACUACUUGGAAGUAUCACAGCAGACCAUGGAAAGCAACAUGCUGAUGGUAAUGCUCCUGAACUUCACCUGCUUUAUUAGUGAGAUAGACAGGAAACACUGGAAGAGUUUAAGUGUUAACACGGGAAUGGACAACUACGUAAAGGAGUCCUAUGUAGAGGAAUUGCUGUAUUGGUCUCAUGUGCCUUACUUGAUCUUUUUGUAUUAAAUACAGUAGACACCCUACCAGUUCAUUUUUUUCUUAUUUUGUUUUAAUUAUUAUUUUUUUAAUAAAAAUCAUUAUUUAUUGGUGUGCAGGUUUUGUAAGAGGAGGCAUUUAAUUUGGAUUUUCAUUUGAACAUGGUGCAUGACAGAUGAGACUAUCUGAACUAAAUUUGAGAGUGCUGGAAGUGCCUUUACUUUCAAAGUCCUCCAAGUAAUGACUUUCAACAAAUAGUGCAUCAAGACUUUACAGGUAUCAUAUUUGUUCAAAGAAAGGGGAGCUCAAAUCUGUUUAUGAGAACUUUUUUACUAGUCUCCAAAGAUGAUAGUGCUGCUGAGGGACUUUGGUGUACAUGGCUGUUUUACCCAAAAAGAAUGGUUCUGCAGAAUUAUGCCACCAUCGUCAUUCAGCCAAACAAACUUUGUGCUCAUUCAGGAUUUCCAAAAUUAUUAACUGUUUGGUAGGUCUUCAGACUCUGGUGUUGGCCAUGUUCACAGCGGCUUGAUCAAAAACAUAUUCCUGUCAUGCCUCCAAAUAAGAAUCAGAAGGAUGACAGACUGAUCCUUUUGUAUAUAAUUUUCUAAAAUUUGCCACCACACCUUUGUCCUGUAAAUGCCUUUUUGAAAUGUAAGGCACUCUUCUUUGAUCACUGGGAAUGAAUUUUCCUUUAGCUAGUCAGUAUUUGUUGAGUCAGGUAUGUUUAAUUUGCACUAAAAUAAAGUGUUAAAUACAAGGUACAUUUAAUAUACCUUUGUGUCUUAAAUGUUGUGUGAAUUUUAUGUCUACCCCUUCUUGAGAUCCCUGGUCUGGAAAGGAUAUAAAAUACUGGGAUGUUGUUUACCUCUCUAAAAGAGCCUUUUUGUUAUGCAUCAGAAUUCAGGCUAUUGCAUUCCUUGAAGCGUCUUCUACUUAGAGGUACAAUUUAUCAUUGUGUCUUUCUCAGAUAAAUGCCAUGUGAACAGUGAGUGCUGUUUUCUGACAAGGCCAGUCAAUAAUUUAAUUCAUAAUAUUGUUGCUUUUUAAGGAAGGACGAAUUAUAUAAUUGUUUGGGGGUGUAAAGCUAAAGAGGUUGUUAUUGUAAUUUCCUCCCCUAGUUCUUAAACCUAAACCUUGCAGUGGGUUGCUUUUUGUUUUCAUCAACAACUUUUAUUCUGUUUCUCUGCUAAUGUGGCAAAAAACAUGUGUUUCACAUAUGUUUUAGUGUAUGUCUAGCAUGUUUUUUCCUUUACGUCUCAGCUAUUUGGUAUGUAAUACUUAAAAGUCUGUAAUACCUUCAAGUGUACUGAACUGUAACUUAACUGUGCUCGACAAAAUGUAUGUAUUAUAUAACCAGUCGUGGCAGAGAUAUACCUGGAAUUAACUGUGGUGGCACUUUAGCCAAACCUAAAAGUACUGUCCAUCAAAAACACAUUUGAAAGUUCUCUGUCAAAAUCAUCGGCAGAAAAGCAUGACAUCUAUGAAUGCUGAAAGCAGGUAGUUGCACUUUUUUCUGGGUUUGUGGAAGAAAACUAACCUGAGCUUAAUUACAAUCCAGAUCUCACCAUUUUGUGAGGUUGCUUCUUUUACAACAAAACCUAUACCAUAAAUGCUUCCAAACUGGAUUUGUUUAAACUUAUUGCUUUUGAAAUAAAAAGAUACAGGAUGAUGCCAGAAACUAUAGCCAUGAUAUAGCUUGGGCAUCUCCAGAUGUAUGCCAUUCUGAUAUACAGAUAUAUUAUUCCCUUCCUAUGUCCAUUAGUUUGGUACCUGUCCUUUCCACUGUAAUUCAGUGGUGCUUCACUGCUUCCUACUGCUUUAUACCAAACAGUUAAAAAACAAGCAAAUCUGUGUAGAGCUAAAUUCAAAGAAUUUAAUUUAGUAGAAAAUAAAUGAUCUCCGUUUGAUUUUAGGCAUUUCUUUUUUUCACCAUUGUAAUUAUUGGUGCAAACUAUUUCCCUGUUGUUAUUCUUGACCUGAAUAAUGUAAUCAGUGUUGUGUAUGUUUACCUAGUACAGACUGGGUCAUGUGAAAAAUAUCAUCAGAGGCAAUAAAGAUAGGGAAGCAUAUAGCUUUA